This is a messenger RNA of Drosophila eugracilis, 4652 nucleotides long. Its product is annotated as F-BAR domain only protein 2. Gene Ontology annotation, cellular component: cytoplasm; clathrin-coated vesicle; clathrin-coated pit. Gene Ontology annotation, biological process: clathrin-dependent endocytosis; clathrin coat assembly. Lineage: Eukaryota; Metazoa; Arthropoda; Insecta; Diptera; Drosophilidae. The transcript has 13 exons. The coding region runs from base 352 to 4011 and encodes 1219 amino acids. The record is from RefSeq and is a predicted model, not a curated record.
GAAAAAUCGAAUUUUUCCUAUCAAAUCGACUGAAGUUUACACGGGCGAAGUAUUACAGAAGUUUAGCUCAAGCGGUUACACAACAUGCAAUAAGUAAAUUAACCACAUAAAAACACUAAGUCUGAGGAAGAUACUCGCCUUCAUCAAAUGCCCAUGCAUGCUGAAGACGGAACUGAAACUGAUGAUGAGGAGUCCAUCCCAGACAGACAGUAGCAUCGUAAGGAUCGUACUACAUAGAGACGUCAAGUCAAUUAAAACGCCAGGAAGCCUUUUAUGUUAAUUGAGAGUGGAGAAGGAAAAUAACAUUUUGCUAAACUAGCCUAGAGAUCGAAAUAUUUAUAAUACAUCAAAAUGACUGUGGAUUUCAACGAUUAUUUUUGGGGCGAGAAGAACAAUGGUUACGAUGUCUUGUACCACAACAUGAAGUUUGGCCUGGUGGCCAGCAAGGAGUUGUCUGAGUUUUUGCGAGAAAAAUCUAACAUUGAAGAGCAAAACUCAAAGAUGAUGUCCAAGUUGGCCCACAAGGCUGGGACGUUGAAUAGUACAUUUGCUCCCGUUUGGACUAUACUGCGAACCUCGGCGGAAAAGCUCUCCACCCUUCAUUUGCAGAUGGUACAGAAGCUGACCGAGCUGGUAAAGGAUGUGGCCAAGUAUGCCGACGAGUUGCACAAGAAGCACAAAUCUGUCAAGGAGGAGGAAUCGCAGACCCUUGAAUGUGUCCAAGCCAUACAAACGUCAACAGUGGCAGUGCAAAAGUUGCGCGACCUUUAUGUCAGCAAGGUCCAGGAGUUGGAGAAGUUACGCAAAGACAAUGGCUCGCACAAGGAUGCCGAGAAGCUGGAGGGAAAACUGAAAAAACUUCAGGAGGAAUAUAAGGCUUUGUUGGACAAGCAUAACCCCAUUAAGAAUGAAUUCGAAAGACGUAUGACACAAACCUGCAAGCGCUUUCAAGAGAUUGAGGAGGUGCAUCUUCGCCAGAUGAAGGAGUUUCUGUCCACCUAUCUAGAAAUGCUGCAGAACAAUCAUGACAUGGUAGGUCAAGUACAUUCCGACUUUAAGAGGCAGUUCGUCGACAUGUCUGUUGAUAAACUCCUGGAACAGUUUGUGCUCAACAAGUACACAGGUCUGGAGAAGCCAGAAAUGCCUGAACUGGAGUAUGUAGCCUUGUCGAGUGGGUCUCGACUUCAGCCUCAUGUCUCGGCGACUGCAUCUAACUCAAAUUCGGCUACCAGCAUUCAGGCAGCUCUGCGGGCUGGAAAUGCAGCAGCAGCAGCGUCAGGCAGCGUGGUGUCCAUGGAUCAGCGUGGUGAUGCCUUGGCAGCCAUCUCACUUGGCAGCGGAAGUGCAGCUAGUGGCAGUAUUCCCUAUACCGAGGAUCCAAUACUGGGAGCCAUGGGUUCGCCUCGUCCCACUUCGCCUGAUGUGUUAGCGGGAGGAAACGCAACGGCGGAGCAGCCGGCUGGCGGAGCAACGUCCACGGUGAAGAGCAUUCGAUCGUGGUUUAUGCCAAAUGCCAAACCACAGCCAUCAACUAGCGCCGGAAAUUUCGGUAUGAGCGGAAGCGGAAGUGGCAGCACCAACAAUACCACCACCACGACAACAACAGCAAUCAACAAUAGCAACAACUUAAACACCAACAACACAACAGCAACAACUACAACAACAACUGGCACGAAUAAUCUCACCACCAAUAUCACCAAAAAUUCCCCUAAUUCUGAGGAUACUAGCAAUCAAGAUCAGGCACCACAGCAACCCGCAGAGACCUUAACUCCAACCGCAAGUGCCACUGCAAUUGCAACGGCGAGUGCGCCUGGCAAGAAGCAAUUGAAUGCAACGACAAGCGAGCAGCAGCUAUCGAAAUCAUUAAAUGAGCAAGAUCAUCUACAACAGACUGCAACAGCUACGGCAGCAACAUCUGCAGCAGCACCAACCGCCACAACGACAACGUCCAGACGUGCAACGUCACUUUUAAAUAUAUUCACAUCAAACUCUCAGGUCUCUGGCAUUUUACGAAGUCGGCGCGACAAGACAAAAACCAAAAAGGCUAAGAAAAAGAAAGACAACGAGGCCGCCGAGCACAUACAGGAGGAGCGUCUCACCAGUUUGGAACGAGCCAAUAACACACUGCUGGACUAUGACGACCAUGGACGCAGCAUGAAGACACAAAAUUCCAGUGGCAGUAGCGCAGGCGGUGGAUUGGCCGCUCUGUCGGUGACUUCGGCUCAAGGAAGCGUCGAUUCGGCGGGUGCAAGCAGCAUGGGCGGCAGCGGAGGUGCCGCAGGUGCCAGUGGGAGCCUUCCCAAUGCAGGUGUCCUAACUAACUUGGCAUCGACCACAGCUCCAGGCGCCUCAAGUGGCACUGGAACUGGCUAUGAGGUCGACGAGGAGGGAUUCAGCAUACAACCGGCAAAGGAAAUUGCGUGGGAAGAGGGUCAGGAUAAAUCUGGCAGUUUCUAUUCCGACUCGGAUACGGACUCCGACAAUGACAAACAGGAGCGACGGAUUCAUGUAAGCAUUAAACCCUUGAAGAAUGGUCAGGCGCCCAUGUCGGCUAGCGUGGACGAGCUUCGUGCCACAGUUGAGAACAUUUCGCUUUCCCCAACUGGAGUAUUUUCACAUCACAGCCAACAGUUGCAGGCAGCCAGAGGUGCUCCGGCGUCACGUCAGCAGUCUCCAGAGAUAUCGAAUGCCUCCACUCCCACGGCCAGUGUGCAUCCUUAUGCACCGCUGCAGAGUCCAACACUUUCCAACAAUAAUAACGCAAACAACACGAUCAACAGUCGAUAUGCGGACCUGGGCGAUAUCUUCUCAGAGCUGGGUGACAUGAGCAUGUCAGCGCCCUCAUCGGCGACGCUAGGAAAACCGCCAGGCAGACAAAUACCAACACCUACAUCAGCAUCUACAGGUGGAAGCAUAGCCAUACCACGUCCACCAUCACGACGCUCUGAUAUGAUAGCUAUUGGACCGGCGGCAACCGGGACAGCUCCGGGUCGCGGAAGAAUGUCUCCGGCUCCGGUGACGGCUAUGAAUCGAGCCGAGAGCAUUGGCAGUCUCGAGUUUCGCACGGCCAUAGGGGUGGGUUCUUCGAGAGGACCGUCUCCACUCACAAUCGGUAUUUCGGACACCAUACCGCUGGCGGUAGCAUUCCACGAAAUCAUUCACGCCUAUUUCCGGGGCAGCGAUGAAUCGCGCUGCCAGGUGAAGGUGUCCGGUGAUAUGAUGCUAUCAUUCCCAGCCGGCAUUGCCGGCCUUUUAGCCAAUAAUCCCAAUCCAGCCAAGCUGGGUUUUCGCAUUAAGCACGUUCAGAAUUUGGAGAACCUGGUGCCAAACGGAAAACUGGUGCAAAUAGAUCGUCAGCAGUCGAGCACUGUAAGCACCAUGCUGGAGUUUAAUAUGAGUGCUUUGACGGCCCUCCUUCGAAGGCAGGCUGAGAAUAACCCGGCAGCCUCCUACUUCAACGUGGACAUACUGAAGUAUCAGGUGCGCACCAAGCCGGGUGCUAGCUCAUGUCCUUUUCAAUUGGUUAGCUACUGGAAGUGCGAGUCCAGCUACACGGCCCUCAAAGUGGACUACAAGUACAAUAACCAUGCCAUGGCCAGUGCUUCACCACUGCUGAACGUGACACUCUCGGUGCCUGUUAACGGAUCAGUGCGUAAUGUUCAGUCCAAGCCGCAUUCCGCCUGGUUAGGUGAAUCGAAUCGUUUGGUGUGGAACUUUACAGAUAUUUCUCAGAAUUCACAAGACGGCGGAGUGGGAACACUGCGCGCACGCUUGGAGCUCAACGAUGGUCCUUCGACGCCUGCUCUCUUGGCCACCCAGUUCAAUUGCGAAGGCACCACACUUUCGGGCAUAGAAUUCGAACUUCAGGGCAGCGGCUAUCGCUUAUCACUGGUCAAACGGCGAUUCGUUUCCGGAAAAUAUGUAUGUGAGGGCGAUGGCAUUCGCAGUGGAGCUACACCCACGCCUCCGUCGGUGGGUUCAACAAGUCCUUACUCGGCGAAGUCAAAUUAGUUGCUCUACAUUCAAUAGACGAAAUAUUGGAACGGAAAAUGGCAAUAUGGCAAUAGGCUCGUGAAAAACUAGAGAAAUUUUUGUAACUAAUCUUAAAUAUGAGACAAACACAUACACACUCAAACCAUAUUUAAUUAGGCACAGGAAUAGAGGAGCCGCCUUAGUUUUCUCUGAGCUUUUUAUUAUCAACCCUUCUCUUGAUUCCGAUUUUGAUAACAAUGUGCGGAAUGCGGAUUGAUAAACUUUAAAUUUUCCACUGCUUUUAAAUGACAAGGUUUUGGAAAAAUGAAAUCGUUUAUAUUCGUAUUCCGCCAAUUGAAAUCCAAAAGGAAUUUAAAAGUUGUCUUAUUAUGUAUUUUUAUACACUUGGAAAACUGUUUUUCACGCGAAAUGUUGAAUCUGCCUGCUAGGGCUCCAAGAUGCGGGUCUGCUAAAUCUGGAUGUAUUAUUUGUUAUAUAUACGUAUGCGAGUAUAUAUUAUUAAAAUGUAUUUAUUAUGUUUAACUGAAUAUGAUGUAAACGAACGAUAUUGUAUGUAGCUAUGUAGAUAUCUAAAAAACCACACACCAAACGUUGAUUUUAUGUUCACUUUUGUACACACAACCAAAUCCAAAUGUAUUAAAUGUAAGAUACAAAACCUG